Messenger RNA from Astyanax mexicanus (Mexican tetra), 10374 nucleotides. It is a transcript of the gene nyap2a, whose product is annotated as neuronal tyrosine-phosphorylated phosphoinositide-3-kinase adaptor 2a. NCBI's taxonomy places the organism in Eukaryota, Metazoa, Chordata, Actinopteri, Characiformes, Acestrorhamphidae. The coding region runs from base 1507 to 3732 and encodes 741 amino acids. Gene Ontology annotation, biological process: neuron projection morphogenesis; phosphatidylinositol 3-kinase/protein kinase B signal transduction. The record is from RefSeq and is a predicted model, not a curated record. The transcript is spliced from 7 exons.
GUCAUAGUUAACCUUCCUCACAGUCUCUCCCUUCCUCUCUCCAGUCGUCUGCUCUCUUGGAGCUAUCCAUGGUGCUAGAGAGAGAGAGAGAGAAUGAAAGAAAGAGAGAGAUAAAGGGAGAGAAAGAAAGAAAGAAAUAAAAGUGGUAGAGACAGAGAGGUAAUAGAAGAGAGGGUGGUAAGGUUAAAUUUGCUUUGGCAGUGAAAAGAAGGUAAAGGAUUGCCAUUGUCUCGUGUAAUGGCUGUAAUCUGCUGCAUCUCUGGAGAAAGUGAGAGAAGAGGUAAACGAAUACAGAGAAAGAGAGAGAGAAGGAGUCAUAGAGCACACACAGAAGGGAGAUAAAGAAUAAAGGAAUGACAGGAGAGAGAUAUAGUAAAUGUAUAGAAAAGAGAGAGAGGGACUAUACCAGUAGAAAGAGAGAUAAGAAGAUGUGUGUGGAGAAAGAGAUUCACAAAUUCACAAGUGUUAAUUCCUUUGGCAAUAGUGUAUUCCAUUAUCUCAUAUGUAUCUCUCAUGCCAAUAUUGUCCUACUAGCCUAAACUGAACUGAAAGAGAGGGAUAUUGAGAGAAAAGAGAGAGGUAGAUACAUCAUAGAACAUAGAGAUCUACAGAACAUAGAGAGAGAGAGAGCUGCAGUUGAUACAGUAUAUACAGAGAGAGUUUAUAUGUAAAGAGAGAAGGAAGAGUAGAGCAUAGAGAGAGAGAGAGAGAUGCAGAGUCUGUUCUCUCUGCUGGCUGCUUCUGCUUAUGCAGCGCUACUGCAUGUGUGAGACCUUCACUGGGGUGUGUGUGAGCGUGUCAGCAGCAGCAGCAGCCACUAGAGUGAGUGUGUGUGUGGGUGAGCGUGAGAGUGUGCGUGACGAAAGCAGUGGCAUCAGGAACGGAAGAAUCGGAGCAAUCAGAGCAUCAGCAGGAGAUACACUGCAGCCAGCCAGCACACUGACUACACACACAUGCGCACACGCAUGCCUCCACCGAUGAGUGUGUGUGUGUAUAGAGAACGCGAGCAGAUGUGGGUGAAGCUGGAGAGAGGUGUGGAUCUUUCCGGGGCUGAGUGGUGAGUGGAGGGGGAGGCGGCCCUCCAGCAGCCCAGCUAAAGACUCUGUAGGUGGGGUGAAGACGGGCCCACACCUGCCUGCUCUGGAGGAAGACUCUGGAGAACAUUCAGGAGAUAAAUUAGGAAGAGAAAGCUGCUAUGUUUUUUUUGUAUGCUAUGUUUUCAGCACAAAGGGACACCAAAGAUGGACAUCCUCCUCCCACCAGUCAUCCUCCUCUUCCUCACGACAGUGUGUGUGGUGCCUCUGGGCUGCGUAGUCAUCGACAGGCUUGCCUCUCAGCUGUGUGUGUGAGCGCAAGUGUGUACAUGGAGGAGGAUCUUGCCGUAUGGUGUUGAGUGUUAAGGACAGCAAACACACUCACAUACACCUUAUUAACAGCAGACUCGAGCAGGAAGGGUGCCUUAGAAAUCGAAGCGCAGCGAUCUCUCUCGGCCGGCAGUGCUGAAGGAUGGGCGGCAGUGAGGAUGAGUGUGUACGGUUUCUGCAGUACGUUGAGGACAGUGGUUUAAGGGCCUACGAUGAGCUGGUGAUUCAGAACGCCUCAGACAUCGCCCGCGAGAGUGACCGCGUCCGCAACCACACACACUGGGCUUAUCUGCAGGAGCAGAGCCAGAAGAAGAGGCGUCAGGACGAGGCCAUCAAAAGGAUGGGUGAGGACGUGGGAAGCAUGGCUGAUGGUGGGGCGUAUGCAGGUAAACAUUUCCGUAUGGGUUUUAUGACCAUGCCUGCACCGCUGGACCGCCUCCCGCCCCCGAGUGGGCCAGGCUUCACCGUGCGCUCCCAGUCUCUGCACUCGGUGGGAGGGGGUGAGGAGGAAGGAGGCGGCAGCCCCACCUUACGCAAACAGCCCCCGCCAAAACCCAAACGAGACCCCAACACCAAACUCAGCACCUCCUCCGAAACCGUCAACGCCACCCUCUCCACGGGGAAGGGCGGGAAGGAGACGGACAAGAGUGACGCAUCCAAGAGUCGGCCAUGCAGUGAGGAGUAUCGCCGCAUGCCUCCUCCAAAACCCAAGCGUAACCCCAACACUCAGCUCAGCACCUCUUUCGACGAGUCCUACAUCCGAAACCACGGCACCAAGUUCAAGUCUGCCUCCUUGCCUCGAAGGCAGAAGAAGAAGUCAGCGUCGCAAAAUCAAAGCCCCGCCCUGGACACUGACGAGGAGGCAGAGCCUGUAUACAUAGAGAUGGUAGGGAACAUUUUGCGUGAUUUUAACCAAAUUACCGGGGGUCAUGCAGAUGAGGAGGACAAUCAAGAUGAAAGCGUGUAUGAGGAGAUGAAAUACCCCAUGUAUGAUGAAGUAGCCCCACCCGCUGACCAAGCCCAGUCACGCUGGGAGCCGUGCCCCACAUCGGCAGUUCCUGACGUAGAGCUUACUCGACUGUCGACGCCCCGGGGCUCACUUUGUGACAUCCCUGCUCCUUUUCCCAACUUGCUGACACAUAGGCCCCCCCUGUUGGUGUUCCCCCCUGCCCCGGCUCAGUGCUCCCCAAAUUCAGAUGAAUCCCCCCUCACCCCACUCGAUGUCACCAAACUUCCCAUGAUAGAAAAUGUUGGCUACGUCAAACCUGGCUCCUCUCCGACAGCAGGGGACCCCGGACAGCCCGUGCCAGAACAGCCAAAACCUUCAGGGCACCACCACCAUCACCACCACCACCACCACAAGAAGUCUUCGGACAGCAAGGAAGGUUCAUCCACCCACACGAUCACGGUGUCCGGACGUUCCUCAGCCCCUCCCCUUCCGUCGGCAUUGUACAAGAGCGGUGGCUCCUCUGCCGCUCACGGAUACCCCAGAAGCCACUCUGCCUGCCCGUCACCCGUCAGCAUGGGGCGUGCUCUGACCCCUCUCAGCCUGAAGCGGCCGCCGCCGUACGACGCCCUGCUGACCGGCACCAUUCCCCGCAGUGCCUCCGGAGUCCCUCACGGAUCCCGUGAGAGCGGCCGCCUCUCAAACUCCUCCAGCAUCCACGGCGGAUCCAUGCAGAACGUUUCCACUGCGUCAGGUGGGUCAGGGGGGUCCAGUUCAGGUGGGUCGGGAGGCCGAGGGUGCCGAACACCAACCAGUCCACUCGAUGAGCUCAGCAACUUGUUUAGCUCUGGAAAGAACAUGCUAAGGAAAGGUUCUGGAGGACGCAAGAGCAAGGAGCUGUGUGAAAUUGAGGGGAAGGCCAGGAGUCACAGUACUGACAGUAAGGAUCGGGCUCUUCGCAGCGCCUCUCCUAAAUUGCAGGAAUGGGACACGCCCUCAGGACAAUCUGCCACACCCACGCGCCUGGGCCGCUCCUCCAUCAGUCCAACCACCAUGCUGGGGGGCGGAUCAUCAGAACCGAAAGCUGCCUGUAAGCUGGGACGUUCUGCCUCCACAUCAGGAGUACCAUCACCAGUAGGAACCCCCCAGAGACACGCCCCCGAACCCAGUCAGAGGGGGAGUCCUUGCCAGAUGCCCCCCUUUCCAUGGGCAUGUGGGGACCACACCAUGAUGGAGAUGAUUGAGAAGAAACGGCAUCUGUGCAAGGAGAUUAAAUCUCGGCAGAAACCUCCAGACAAGGCCCUCUGCAAGCAGGACAGCAUGCCCAUCCUGCCCAGCUGGAAGAAGACCAACGGGGGCAAAAAAUACGGCCCCCCGCCCUAUUCCACCCAGACCACUGUCUUCUGGGACACGGCCAUCUAACAGGAGGUGCAUGUGCCCCAGUCUGAUUAAGACACAGGAACAUACACACAGGCUCCUGUGUGGGUUCCUGUACGGGUUCCUGUGUGGGUGUGGUUAAACUAAGGCUGGCAGCCAAAAGGAAAGAAGGGAAAGGAAGGGAAGGAACUUCUGUAGCAAAUUAAUUUCAAUUUAAAUCUGAGGGAUUCAGUCUCCUUGGUUUCUUAUCACUGUUUAUAUUUAAUAUUUUUAUAUUGAAAAUUGUCUUAAUAUUAAAUAUACUUAUAGUAAUUAGAGAUUUUAUAUAGAGAAGAACUCUCCGAAAAGAGUCGACAUCUCGCAGUGGAAACUGUAGAAGUUUAGCCAUGAGACGAAAUCUUGCGUUAAAAUAUAUUUAUUUCUUUUCUGUUUUUUUUUUUUAUUAUUAUUUUCAUCGUUUUCUAUGUUGCAUUGACACUCAUUUGUGUUGGGUGGGGGAAAUAUAUAUAUAUAUAGACAUACAGUAUAUAUAUAUAUAUAUAUAUAUAUAUAUAGUAUAACAGAAUAAUGUGAGAAUUUAAUUGAAUAUUGCCACAGUUUUUUAUAUACGUGUUGUCAAAAGAAUGUUAAAAGAUGGUUUUUAUUUCAUAUGGUGAUUUAAGAAAAGCACUAUUUUAAGAAAAGGAGUCUAUUUUGGCAUCUUGAACUUGGAUGUUGAAUCAGAUUGAUAUGGUAGUAGAUCGUGGUUGAGGUCUUGUCGUGUGAAUUUGAGGUGCUGAUCUCUUCAGAAACAUGGAGGAUGCCAUCCACCACUUACAGCCUGAUUUCUCUGGUGCUGAUCAACUUUUUCUCGAGUGUCCCCACCAUAAGGACUACAUCAACACAGUCAACAUACGUACAAGUUCUGUGACCUUUAAAGCCAAGAUGAUAAAUGGAGGAUAUUAAAGAGACACUAAUAAGGAGACUAGACACUGGAUGAAAUGUAAUUGGGAGGUUUGUUACGCUCAGCAUGGCAUCUGAGCCUCCAGCUUGCUGGCUACACUGCAAGUGGCUGAUGGGCGGCAUGCUAGUGGGGAAAGCCCCCCAAUGUGGAGAUCUGCACAAGCGCAGUAGCCAGAACAAGCCAAAAAACAUGUUUUUUUUGUUUUUUGCAUUAUUGUGUUGAAAGCUACAAACAUUUCAUAAUGUUUGAAUUAUGUUUUUGAAAUGUAUGUUUAUCAGACAUGCAGUUUACAGUAUUUUGGUCUCCCCCAUUCAGUGUGAAAUGUGAGGCUGGUCUCAUAUGAUUUGAAAUGGCUGCCAAGUAAAAGACUAAAUUAAACAUUAGACAUGGACUAAAUUUAAUUGAUUAAAGGCAGUGAGUGAUGCUUAGUGGCAGGUCUUGCUGGUUACAGCAGAUCAUCAUGUUUUGGGAUCAUCAUCCCUUUGUACUGAGAGAAUACUCAGUAUUGAGCAUAUUCAUAUUUAUCAUUUUGUUCAUAAGCCAAUCACAACAAGUGGUUAGUUUACCCAAAUAUCCUAAAGCGCACAUUUUUUUGAUAGUGUUACUGUAGCCUUGGUGGGCACUCACCUACUCAAGCAACAACUACCAACUCAACAGGUUUACAUAGUGUAGCACACAGAAGACACUUACGUAGAUUGACCAAGAAAUAAGUCAUAUUUUCUGUGAACAUUUGCACAGUGCAUGCGUUACAUUAAAGUGGAAACGUUUUAGAUCAGCCGGGCGUACUCUACAGACCCUACAAAGUUUACCGUGUCUGAACCUGAAGUUUUCUACAAUCACUAUGGAAGAGCCAUAUUUUUCCGUGUCUAGCCACAGCUGGACAGUGGAUUUAAACUGGAAGCGUGACCUUAUUUGCUUUCCUAAUGUAUAUAUACAUGCAGGAAUCAGACAAAGCAGCAAGCAGAGAGAGGGAUCGUAAAAAUGCCUGAGUUAAGCGCAUGCCUUGAUAGAGUCAAUUUUAGUUAGAGUUUAUCAGAUUCAGAUCGAAUCAGAUUCUGGAUUAAAGCAGUUGUGUGCUGAUUUGAUUUCGAAUCAGAUGGAGUUAUAUAGUGUGGAUGUCAGUUGUUCUUUGUGAUGUACAGAGUUCCGAUUGUUUUCUGUCACUGAUAGGUGCAAAUAGUGAAUCAGCAGUCGUGGAAUCAGGUGGUUGUGUCAUUUAGCCUUUGUUUACUGACUAUUGUAGUAAUUUAACAAAUAUUGAUUGGCUGGCAUCACCGUCAGCCGUCAGAGGGACCAAUCCGCAUCUUUCACGUCUGCCCGUUAAUAAGGGCAGCACCUUCACGAGCUUGUAAACGUAGGAAUGGCGUCAUGCUGUGUGGUGUUCACUAAUUAUAAUGGAGACACUGUGCUAUCUAGUCCUUUGCACUGUUGAGGGCAGAACUUUGUGAUGUCAUGAUAAACGUGUGUUCAGUGAUUGCUCAGGUGUGACUAGCCACACCCCCAAAGAUGGGGCCCUCCCCCAUUACCCCGGUAAUGGCCCACUCCGACAGCCCACCUCUCUGUCAUUUUAACAUUCACACAGACACACACACACACACAAAAUUACACACAAACACACACACACAAACACUAUAGCUGACAUCCAUGCAAAAAGUUGCCUUGGAGACCUGGGUUCACUGUGACUAAAAGUGGUGGAGACUUUGGGGAGGGGAGGGGGCUAAAAGGUCAAAGAUGAAUUGUGCUGUAACUGGUUUGUGUUGUGCUACAGAUUACAGAUAAAAAAACUCAACAGAUCGCAGAAGAUAUCAUAGAAAACAGACAGGCAGUGAGCUUGCAGUAUCCUAACAAAAGAACAACUUGAGUUGAAUUAGAUGGAGAAUGGACCUCCCAACUCACAAUUUUUGGUUGUUAGAAAGUUUUCUGAAUUUUACAUUUGACAUUCAAUCUGUAAAGGUUUCUAGAUGUUCUGAGAAUAUUUCUAUUUAAUGUAGUAGCAUUAUGUAGAGCUAGUGGGCAGUAUGGAUCUCAUUAGGCAUUCAGUGUCUAGUAUCUCCUACAGCAUUGUGUUAAUGUUAAUGUAAAUGAACUCGGAUGUCAGAUUUUCCAAGUUCCAGGCAGUUAAUUUUAACUGGAAUGCCCCCAAGCUGGAUUUCCUACUCAGAAAUCAGAAGCACAGACAUUAUUUAUUUUAAAGUAUUUUAGAGCCAAAUCAACAAACAACAAACUAAUAAUGAGUUGUUUUCUUUUUCUUUUUGUUUUUUUGUUUUUCUUUGUAUGGUUACUGUUGUUGAAAUUGUAAUUAGAUCUUUAUUACAUUGGUCUCUCCUCAUUUAAACAGAUGAUAGGAGGCUGGUCUUAAAUCGGUGAAUAUAACUGCAUAGUAGCAUUACAAAGAUGGCCGCCAGCCAAGUGAACUGACCUGCCUAUGAAGAGCUUCUCCAACCUCAAGUUCUAAAUCCCCUGCACUUUAACAGUAGUAAAAGCAGGAGUGUUAUACAGUUCCAUGUCUAACUUCUAUCUGUGGACAUGUUUAUAUGAUGUUUAGAUCUCUAACAAUGCUGGAUGUAUUUCGGCUAAAUUAACUUGACCAGUUGUCCUAAACUCAAAAGUUGUAUUUUUCUAAAAUGUUUUUGUGUUUUAAAGUUUAAUAUGAGCUUUGACAUUCGACUAAAACUCACAUGGGGAAAAAAAACCUGAACCACCUUGACUUAACAAAUCCCUGGUUUACUCAAGAUCCAAACACAUGCUGCCCACAUUUAGCACAGCACCCAUGCCUGUACAGUCUCUCAGUGCUCUCAGUGCCAUAGAAAACUGUUAAUUAACUAAAGAAGGUCAAAUGGAUACUUGAGGAGCUUGUAGUUUAGAAAGCAUGGAGUGAACACAGAGUGAUGCCGCUCUCUGGCUCAUUUUUGCGAGUGCUAUAGUAAUUGAGCAGUACAUGCUUCACCCACAACUUUUAUAUAGAUUCUGUGGUGUAAUUUUGUUAAAAUAGAACCCCAAAUCUAAAGACGUUGGAAAACUCAAUGUUUCUUACAUAUACUUUGACUUUUAUUUUAUUGCAGACAGUCUGAACCCAAGAUAUUGCAGGUUUUAUCUGCUCAGUUUAACAAAAUUUAUUAAUGAACAUCCAGUCUUGUAACACAUUCCAAAAAAUAUGGGACAGGGCUGGAAAUGCGUUAAAAACGUAAUAAUGAGGAUUUAAAACAGGUGACUGUAAACAUGAUUUGGUUCAAAAGCUGUAUCCAUGAAAAGACGUCUCUGUUUUUUAACAUUGUUUUCAAACAUUUCAAUUAUUUUCUCACACAUUUGUUACAAGCUGGAGAUUCUCUGCUCAUCUUUACUUUAAGAAUGAGUGCAAGGGAUUUGCUUAUUUCUCCCUCUAUAGCCCAUAAUAUCAUUACAUCAUUCAAGGAAUGGGGAGGAAUUUCAGUGUGUAAAACGCAAGAGCACAAGCCUAAGCUGAACCCCCCUAUCUCCAAUCCUUCAGAGAAUAACUAUAUUCAAUAAUACCACUUAUACUUUUACUGUACAGAACAGAAGCUCCGCCCACUCCUCUAAUGGGCUCAGAUGAACUUGGGAUAAUAAACCGUCUCACAGUGAAACACUGUGGAUUGUGGUCAGAAGAAUCAGUAUUCCGCAUCCACUUUGGAAGUAAUUGACAGCAUGUGCUUCUGACCAAAGAUAACAGGGACCAUCAAAACUAUCCAAGCAAAAAGUCUAAAAGCCAGCAUCUGCCUGGUAUAGAGGUGUGUCAGUACACUUAUGUGAUGCAGAAUUAAUGCAGAAAGGUACAUUAAGAUCUUGGAGCAACAUAUGCUGCUUUGAAGAUUACAUCUUUUACAGGGACGUCCACUGUUGAGGCAGAGGGUUUGGGUUCUAAUCUAUCUUCAAUAGAGAAUGUGUGGAGAAUUUCAAAUAAAAAUUGUACCGGCACCAACCCUGCACAUAUUUAGAUGUGUUUGCCUUAAAAAAAUGGAAUAAAAAAACACCUGAAACCCUUCAUUAGUUGGCAUGUAAUGCAAUGAAAUAUAUAUAUUUUAAAGUAAAAGUCAAAGUAAAUAUAAGAAACACUUUUUAUUAGCAUUUUCCAUACUGUCCCAAGUUUUUCUGAUUCAAGAUUAUGGUUUCAAAUUAUUUUUACAUUGUAGAUUAUGAUGCCUUGCCAUUGAGUCAUCUGUUUUUCUAAAAACUCUGAUUGUGCUCUCAUGCAGCCUGACUUCUCAAGGCAACAUGUUGUGACACUUUGUGUCCGUGUGCUUCAGACUCAUCAUAGAACGAUCUGCUAACUCGAGCUCCCACACAGUUAUAUCCACUGACGUUCUCCAACCUCACAGCAGUAGCUAUAGAAUAAUGCAUGACAGGUCAAUUUAUCCUGCCAUCAAAACACUAAAACAUCAGAACAAAAUCCAUUCAUUUGAUCAUUUGAAAAAGCUACCUGCAACAUUGAAACAAAAAAUGUGAAAAACAGUUUGUUACACAUUUUCUCACUGGAAAAAUGAUAUAAACGCACAAAAAAGGUAACCUUUUACACAUUAAGCACAUGCUUUGUGUCUGAGUAACAAAGUGUUUCGAGGACAUUGUACACUGUUUCAGCAUACAAGGAAAUACAAACACUGGGCUUUGAGAAGACUCACAGAUAACAUGCCCAUGUUAUAUCUGUAUAGGUAGCUCUUCUGAAAAAAAAACUGAAUAUUUUGUCCAUUGUUACAAAAAUUAGUACACCCCUUACAUUUCUGCUUAUAUUUUAUCCAGUUGGAACCUGUCCUGAAAUAAUCUUGACCAUCGUGCUGUAUUUCAGUUUCAGGGCGUUAGCUGUUUUCUUAUAGCCUAGGACAUCUUUGUAAAGAGCAACAAUCCUAUUUCUCACACCCUCAGAGAGUUCUUUGCCAUGAGGUGUCAUGUUGAGUAUCCAAUUGCCAGUAUCAGAGAAUUCAACCCAAAGCAACAAGUUUAACAGCCCUGCUCCCCAUCCACACCUGAGACUCUAAUGAGUCACAUGACACCAGCAAGGACAAUGACACAAUUGGGCACGAUUUGGACAUGUUCACUGUGACGUAUACUCACUUGUGUUGCCAGAUAUUUAGAAAUUCAUGUUUAGUUUUUUUUUAAUAAAAUGCUGUAUUUGCAGAAAUGGUAGAGGUGUACUCACUUUUGGGAGAUACUGUUUGGAUGUCAGAAAUGGGACUAGGAGGGGUAAACAUGGGCCUCCUGUGGGUUAUACACUGCACACGUAGAUUAUAGAAGGCUCUGAUAAUUGGAACCAUUUGGAAAGCACAACUCAGUGGCAGAAUGAACACAUACAAUACAGACCGUUACAGAGCCCACCUGCAGCCUGCCUAGCCCACCUACCACCCAUCUGAUCCCCACAAGAGUGUGCUGCUGCAGGUCAACCUAAAGAAAUCAUCUAGCUCUCUUACUGUCACUCUCAGCCCUGACAUACUGGUGUGUGUUCUCUGGCAUGUGUGCAUACAAGUGUGUGUCUUUGUGUGUGUGUGAGAGAGACAGAGUGCGUGUGUGAGUGUGUGUGUGUAAAUAUUCUAUUCUGUGGAAGCAUUCGUUGCACUGCGGGGGCUAUGACAUACGCACGGUGAUGUCACAGGUUGUGUCUUUUCUUGCACUGAGUGUGUUGCAGUCUUUAUUUUUUGGCAAAUGUCAAAAGAAGAGUGAAAAAAAGAGUAUGGUUAUUGUACCAUUGUUUCUCUUUUCAAUUAAAUUAUAAAUGAAAUAAAUGAAUAUGUUUUUUG